AUGGUGGCCGUGCACAGCAGCCAAGAGGACUCAGUGGCGCUGCUGCAGAAGCUCUACCAGCUGGUAACGGACAUUCAAGAACGACUCUUCUUCCGUUUGGAAGUUGCAGUUGAUGAAAUCAAAAAUUACAGACCAAGCCCUGAGCAGCUGAACAGGGACGCGCUGCUGCAGCAGACCUACCCGCCAGUGCUGCGGGCCCUUCACUUGGUGCUGCUGCUGCAGCAGCGCAGCACGAGAAACAGGAGUGGCGAGAGCGCAGCAGCAUCAGCAGCAGCAGCAGCAGCAGCAACAGAUCCGUUCGAUGCUGCAUGCAGCGAUGUGCUUGCUGCUUGUCUUGCCUCUCUAGAAACUGCAGCAGCAGCUAUUGCUGCUGCUAAGCUUCCUCUCUUUUCCGUGAAGAGCAGCAGCGACGCGGCAGCAGCAGCAGCACCAGCAGCAGCAGCUGCUGCUGCUGCUCCAAACAACAAUGUUGAGGUGACCCUGAUGGUUUGUUUGUUUCUUAUUAAGAACCUGACCUUCCUUUACGACGUCUUGAGCUCCUACGAGUCCAGAUUCGUAAGAAAGGAGAGACAGCUGUCUCUGCCAGGCGUGGCAGGCUCGUUCUUCCGGCUGCUGAGGCUUGGGGGAAGAGCAGCAGCAGGGGCAGCGGAGCCUUCAACUGCUGCAGCAGCAGCAACAACAGCAGCAGCAGCAGCAUCAGGGGACUUCUUCUUCUUUUUCUUGCCCAGAGUCUCUGAGACAACAUUUAAUGCUGCAGCAGCAGUGCGCGAGCGCCUUGCUGCUGCCUGCUCCCAGUUUGUUGCUGCUGUUGUUGCAGCAAUUUGUCUGCCAGCGGAGGCGCUGCUUGCUGCUGCUUACUUGUCUGGGGCCUCAGGCCCUCAAAAGCUAGCGACAGAACGGCUCCAAUCCUACCUUUUAGAAUUUAGAUCGGGCUGGCAGCAGCUGCUGCCGCCGCUGGUCUCUUUGCUGCUGCCAGCACUAACCCCCGAGUACUUCAGCCAAGAGGGGCCCCUGCAGCUGCUCACGGGCAGCAGCAGCAGCAGCAGCAGCAGCAGCAGCAGCAGCAGCAGCAGCGAAGUAAGUCUGGAGACGGAGGCGCUGCUCAAUGUCGACUUCCUUCUCAAACCCGUACUCGAGGGGAUAGAGUCCAAGAUCACGGAGGUGGACAGUUUGCUGCGCAACGAGUUCGGGCUGGACGAGGCCGCUGCUGCUGCUGUGGGGUGGGCAGCAGCAGCAGAACUGGGUAAGGAAAUUAGAAGCAGCGUGUCUGCUGCUGCAGCUGCUGCGUUUGCUGCAGCAAAGGCAGCAGCUGCAGCAGCAGCGGAACCGAGUGUACGUACACCUGAACGCCGUGAAGAAACUGUGGGGUGUCUGGAAGACAAGACAGCUGAGCUUGCAGCUUAG
Eimeria tenella is the source of this 1404-nucleotide messenger RNA. RefSeq lists its product as uncharacterized. The transcript has 9 exons. Gene Ontology annotation, cellular component: COG complex; cis-Golgi network; membrane. The record is from RefSeq and is a predicted model, not a curated record. Lineage: Eukaryota; Apicomplexa; Conoidasida; Eucoccidiorida; Eimeriidae. Gene Ontology annotation, biological process: Golgi organization; intra-Golgi vesicle-mediated transport; intracellular protein transport. Bases 1 to 1404 code for a protein of 467 amino acids.